AUGGAUGAAACUGGAAGUCAGCAAGAUGGUGGUCGGCGGCUUUCCAGAUCCCUCCCUCACGCCCAUCCUCCCCGGGGCUGCUCCAAACAAAGUUCUUGCGGCAGCCGGGCCGUCUCUUCGGAGAACGAAGUUUGCCCGGGUCCUGCCCACUCGCGCUCCAGCACGGCGCCACCACUGAAACUUGCGAGGGAGACGCGUCUCCCCGGGGACCGAAACUUGCGCGGCGGAGGGGAGGAGGGCGGCCGGCAGGUUCCGCCUCCCGGGGGUCCGCCCGCAGCGCCGGGCCCUCCCGGCCCCCGGCCCGCGCCCCCCCCGCCCGCCAAUCACCCCGCGGACCCCCGGCGCGCGCGGCGGCGGCGCGGGCUCCCGGCGGGCCGGCUCCGUCCAGGCCGCGCCGCCGCCGCCGCGUGCCCUCCGCCCGGGGCCGGGAAUGGCGGCGUCCGGCUGCCCGGGGCCAACUCCGUCCCGACCCCCUCGCCCCAGACCCCGCCAGCCCCGCUAGCAGCGGCCGAGGAGGAAGGGAAGUUACCUCAGGGCGGUCCGGGCGGCGGCCAGUCGCGGGAGGCCGAGCGGGUCCGGGGCGGCGGCGGCGGCGGCGGCGGCGGCUACCGCAGUGCCCUCCGCCCCAUUGUUUCCCUUCCAGGAGGCUCCCGGCACAGCCGAGCCCGGGAACCAGGAAGUUCCCCGGCGCGACACCUCCUGCCGCCGCCGCUAUGGAAACGGCCCCCGCCUUCCCCAGGGCGGCUCGCCCGGGACCCCGCCUCCGCGCCGCCGGCCCCGCCCGCCUGCCUCACCGGCCACCAACAGUCGCCGCUGCGGCCGCGGCCGCCGCCAUCUUGGCGCGGGCGGGCGGCCCCUGCCUUCCCGGCGGCACGUGCGCUGCCCCCGCGCUCCCGUCGGGCGCGCUCCCGCCGGGCUUCGGGCGGAGGCCGAGCCCCCCCGAGCCCCUCUGCGGGCAGCGGGGGCCCGCGGAGCCCCCAGCGCCCGGGGACUGCUCCAGAUGGACCAGUGCGGCGGCUGACCCCUAGGGGCGGGCGGCGGAGCAGGGGGCACGAAUUGCAUCUGCGGCCCAACUGCUCCCCGGCCUUCAGACCUUGCCCACAGCACAUGGGUUUUUUUUCCUCUUCCACUCGGUAUCUCCAUCCGUGAAGCGAAGGAACUAGAAUUACUAAAGCUGGCAACUGCUCUGUUCCUACUCUCUCCCAAGCUCGUGAAAUCUGACUCAUGAUGCAUGCUGUGUGCAAGGGACCCAAGGCCAGCCCCUUCCACCUGUGAGUUAAUAGCUGGGUCUCAGAUGGCCUCUAAGGCCGCUUCUAUCUCCCAUACGCUGUCUUUAACCCCUUUAGUGUUGAGUGAAAGCUUGGAGUGGAACCCCAGAUGCACACACUUCCCUGGAGCAGCAUUCAUUGUUUAAAGACAAUAAGAUAAUAAAAAUGUAUUCUU
This is a messenger RNA of Meriones unguiculatus (Mongolian gerbil), 1443 nucleotides long. RefSeq lists its product as uncharacterized. NCBI's taxonomy places the organism in Eukaryota, Metazoa, Chordata, Mammalia, Rodentia, Muridae. The record is from RefSeq and is a predicted model, not a curated record. Bases 1 to 1149 code for a protein of 382 amino acids. The transcript has 3 exons.